UGCACUAUAUCAUCAACAAUGCAUCAGUAGAUGGCACUGUAACCAAAGAGCAAAUGGAUGAUUUGAUGGACGCUGAUGUGGAGGCGAGCAGUGAACUAGAUGAAAUCCUCCAGCAGAUCGUGGAAUUGGAUAAAUGGAGAGAGAUAUUUAACUCCCGCGGGUUGGAAUUACCACAGGACUAUCUUGAAAGACCGAGUGAGAAGAUCAAAUCUGAAGAGGACAGUGACGACUCUUCUAGGCCGGCCACCUCGGCCCAUCACGUCAGUGCACAGAACGAGCAGUUCACAGCGCCCUACUCCAUUCCUCGAACCCUCACAGUGUCUCCGAGUCUGGGUGGGCAACCGCUGUCACCAGAGCUGGCGGUGAGUUUAAGAAAUAUUUUGUUUGGGAACUCCUUCCAUAUAUUCAACUAUGAGUGGAAGAAAUCAUUCUUCAAGUUUCGGGAGCCUUUCUCUGACAUGGCAUAUGCUCUGGAGACUGAGAGGGGAGGAGCCUGUGCUAUUCAGAUGGUGGUUCAGGCUCAUAUUAUUAAAUAUUUGCUCUUCAACCGGUCAGUAAACUCAGAGUGCACAAUGCAAAGUAUGGUGACGGUAGGGGAGAAGGAGCAGAGGAAGGCGCUGGCAGCCGCUCUAACUGACAUCUUGUGGACAGCUGGUGAGGAGCAGACAGCCACCGUCUGCUUGGUCACGUCAGAGCGCUGUUUCACCCCCCACAUGGACUACAAACUGGACAACUUCACAGAGAGGUUGCAGAUUUUCACCUUUAAAAAGAAAGAAGAUGUUAGAUCAUUUGUAUGGGAGCACAUCCAAUGUUUUAAGGAAGAAGGAAGCCAUGGAAUCAUACUUUUUCUGUACAGCCUUAUCUUCUCCAGGACUAUUGACAGGAUACGGGCAGACUUCGAUUGUACCACCACUCAUCUUUUGCAUUUGAGCUUGGGGAACUUUGUUUGUCGACAGGCUUUAUUAAAUCUGUUGCUGACCGGCCACGCGACUCCUCAAGUCUUCAAUGGUACAUCACUAAACGAUGAGCAACACAAAGCACUCGCCCAGCCUCUCCACGGGGUUCUGACACGCAGUCAUGUCGGAUAUCUGCUCUGGAACAGAGAACAAGUCAACCAUGCACAGCUCCCGCUGGUGGGCAGCAUGCUGAAAACACCCAAGCUGCCUAUCUGGGUGUGCAACAUCAAUGGCACCUACAGUGUUUUAUUCAGCCCAAACCGUUCAUUGCUCUCUGACUGGAAAAUGGAGCAUCUUUUCCAGCUUUACUUCUACAAUGGCCAUCCAACUCAGCUCAACACAAUGCUCACCAUAGAUACACACUCCCAUCACUGGGAGGCUGAAAAUAAUGACAUUCAAGGAGACCCAGAAAAAAAGUUUCCAUCUGUAGAGAUGACCAUUAGGACCAAGUGGGAGGGAGCUGUUAUUGACUGGAAUGGGACAGUGCCUUUUUUCUGAAGAGGUUUGAAGCAGGGUCACCUGAUUUGUACCAUACAUCUCCUGGCCUGCAAUAAAGAGUAUUUUAUAGACUUUUAUAGGUUUUGAUGUGGGCUUAAUUUUUGACUUUCAUUUUGGCUUGUGAAUCUUAAUAACAUGAUUACCCUUCACAACCUGCCCAUUUGAACAUCUCAGCA
Molecule: messenger RNA, 1630 nt
Organism: Sinocyclocheilus rhinocerous
Lineage: Eukaryota; Metazoa; Chordata; Actinopteri; Cypriniformes; Cyprinidae
Product: protein FAM188B2-like
Exons: 13
Coding region: 54-1454 (466 amino acids)
Biological process (GO): protein K48-linked deubiquitination
Molecular function (GO): K48-linked deubiquitinase activity; cysteine-type deubiquitinase activity
Source: RefSeq, a predicted model, not a curated record